AUGUCUCUUUCGACAACCCUGCUCUACGACAUCCUCUCAUUUUAUGAGGGCUCGGACGUCCCAUUGGCACUUGUAUUUACGUCACCCGGGGUUCGGUUAGCUUGUGAAGAGAGGGGUAUGGUGCAGGUGGGAUCGUGGGGUCUGUGCCUUGCGAGUGAUGGCUCUCGCAGAGUCAUGUGGCAACCGUCUGUCCCUAUACUCCGGCACCGCGUGGCGGGUGAAAUGUGUGCUGUGGUGUGGUGGUGCAAUCGGCCGACGCCCGCCUUCUGUGAGGUACGCCCAGUGUGUCUAGACCUUAGUGCGGCUUGUCGGCUAUAUAGAUUUGACGCUUCUGUCGCCUUUCUUUUCCACUCGCUUGUUGAACUCACGCUCCGAUGUGCGACCAUCAAGGAUGUAAACUUGCUUGGGAGGCUUCCGGCAUUGAGGAAGCUUGACCUCGUGCAGGCUCAAGUGGUGGACAGCGGUAUUAUUGGACUGAAAGAGAGCAGGAGCCUGGUGGAUGUAGAUCUUUGGGGGUGCGCUGCAUUGACGAAUGUCAGUCCGCUUGGAAAGGUGCCUACUCUGCGUAGGCUGGUGCUUGCUGAAACUCACGUCUGCGAUGACGGCCUCGCUGGUUUGGUUGACAGCCUGUGUCUUGACGAGGUGAACCUUGAGAUGUGUGUGUUGGUCAAAAGUGUGGGAUUUUUUGGCCGACUCAGGACGUUGCGGAAAUUGACUCUGGUGGCGACAUCGGUCGAUAACAAGGGUAUCAUAGGACUUGGUAGUAGCAUGAGUCUCGUGGAAAUUGACCUGUGGGGAUGCAGCGCUGUGGAUGAUGUGAACUCUCUUGGAAUGAUACCAACUCUGCGAAAACUACACCUUUUUGGCACUUCUGUGACGAAUGAGGGUAUCAGAGGUCUGAGGAGGAGCAGUAGCCUUGAGGAAAUAGAUCUGACGCUCUGUGAAGCUGUGACUGAGGCGGAGACACUGUCCAAGAUACCGACAUUGCGGCACAUCGUGCUGCUGCACACGUCUAUUCAUGACGUGUCGGAACUACUUCUGAAGGAGGUCAGAGUGAUAAUAUGA
Molecule: messenger RNA, 1065 nt
Organism: Trypanosoma rangeli
Lineage: Eukaryota; Euglenozoa; Kinetoplastea; Trypanosomatida; Trypanosomatidae
Product: putative leucine-rich repeat protein
Exons: 1
Coding region: 1-1065 (354 amino acids)
Biological process (GO): SCF-dependent proteasomal ubiquitin-dependent protein catabolic process
Cellular component (GO): SCF ubiquitin ligase complex
Source: RefSeq, a predicted model, not a curated record